Anoplopoma fimbria (sablefish) is the source of this 3594-nucleotide messenger RNA. Its product is annotated as kelch-like protein 13. The record is from RefSeq and is a predicted model, not a curated record. Lineage: Eukaryota; Metazoa; Chordata; Actinopteri; Perciformes; Anoplopomatidae. Gene Ontology annotation, molecular function: protein binding.
CGCAAGCUCACGGCUUCCCCGAGCCACAAUGAGAAGUCCUUUCACUUUUUUAUGGGUUUAUUCCAGGUUCCUGCACAGGAUGCGCAUGAGGUCUAUGUGAGCGUGUGAGCCGGGUCAGAGGUCAUGCUGCGGAGGGAAUCUGACCCCCACGGCCUCUUUUCCUCCGGAGAGACGUCUGACAACGACUGUGAGAUGGGGGCGAGUUGUGGAGAGGUAGACGCCGUGUGUGUGUGCGAGGCCGGUCCCUGUACACUUUAUUCAGAAGCACACACGCCAACGCCGGACACACUGCUGUGUGAACACUGUGGGAAAAACAGGGUGAUGAUGACCAGGUACUCUGAGGGAUACGGCACAGAGGAGGAGUGCGUAUUGUCUGACCCUCAGGGGGAGAGUGAUGCAGAUGCAGAUAUAGAGGACACAGAUUGCAGACUCCAGGAGCCAGGUUCUCUCCAGCGAAUCAGCUCGCGGAGACGCAAGAGGCCACGGGUUGCGCGGCAAGACACUACCGAGAGCGAGGACGACGGCGGGCGAAGCCACAGGUCGCAUCGCUGGAACCUCAGGCUCAGUCCCGACAGGGCCCAGAGCAGGACCAUACUGGAGGAGAGCAUCUCACAGGUCAGGCCACUGGUCAUCUGCCGGCCGAACGCGGAAAAGCCGGUCGAGCUGCCCCGAGGCUCCAAACGUGUGAAGGCAGAAGAAGAGGUGGUGAGGGAGGGGAAGGAGAAGGAGGAGGUUGGUGAGAUUGAAGCAGGAGGAAAGGAGGAAGAGCAGGGAGAAGAAGAGAACGAGUUAGAGAGGGUGGUGAAGGAAGUAGAGGAACUUGAGAAAGCUGGGGUAGAAGGAGGAACUCAGGUAGAGGAUAAGGUGGCUUCAGUCAGGGAAGAAGAGCAGGUCAAGGAGGAAGAUGAUAGGGAAGAGGAGCAAAUUGGGCAAUAUCACCAUGCAGAGCAAUUAAGAAAACACAUAAGAAGAACUGAAGAUGAGAACAUACAGCAAAACCAAGAAAGUGCCAGGCUAGAGCACAGAACGGUCAAUGAAGAAGAACACUUGACUGAAUCCGUGGAAUCCGAUAAUGAAGAUUCUGACUUGACGGGAUCCGAGAUUCAAUUUGACAAUUUUGCCAGAAUGACAAGUGAAGCGAGUCCCGUUGAGGACUCAGAGGAUCCAGAGGAACUGGAAGAUCCUGAUAAAAAGCCACGCAGCAAUGAAAAUAGCAUCCUCGGAACGUGGACUUCUAAGGAAAGAAAAGAAGCUGAAGAUGAGAAGUUGACAGAGACAAUUGUAGAAUCUCGGACAACCGAAGAAGAAGGGUUUCAAGUUGAUCACAAUAAGCUUCAACGGGAAGGGGAAGAGUCUAAGGAUGAUGAGGAAGCAGAACACUCAACGGUCGAAGAAGCAGAUGGCAAUGACGAAGAUGUGGUAAAGAUCUACUGCAAAGAUGAUUAUCAUACAGACGUAUUCCGCACCUUGGCAGAGUUCAGGGACUCCUCCCUUCUCACUGACCUUACUUUGAGCACAAAGGAUGGGAAGAGUUUCCACGUACACUCCAUCCUGGCUGCUGUCAGCCUCUAUAUCCGAGAAAGACUUAGUAGAAGUUACGUAGAUAAUGACGGAGUUAAUGAGAUAAAAGAUGCAAGUGUAGGAGUCCACAGGAUAUCAGUGUCUCUGGGUCCAGAGGUGGAUCAGGUUGGGUUGAAGGCAGUUGUGGAUUUUGCCUACACUGGAAUCAUAUCAUGUUUGAACAAGAACACAUGGAACCAGAUAAAGGCUGCGGCUCAAACACUUGGCGCCCCCAGGGUGCUUGAUCUCUGCAAAGAUGAAGAAGAAAAGACCACCAAAACUGGAGGGCAGGGAAAAGAGGACAUGAUCUCAGCUGCAGAACAAAAGAAGAUCAGUCUUCGGGCCAUCAAACAGUUGUGGAUCGAAAGAGUUGGCUGUGAUGUCAUUCUGGAAGCUCUUGGAGGAUCACAUCAUGUCCACAGGGUCAUCCUGGCUGUGUGCAGUGACUACUUCCGUGCCAUGUUCACCUUGGGGAUGAAGGAGUCCCAUCAGCCUUUUGUGACCCUUCCCUUCCUCUUGGCAUCAGAGCUGGAGGCUCUAAUUGACUGCGCCUACAGCGGUGCUCUCUCCAUCAGCUGGAAGUGUGUCUUCGAGAUCACUAGCAUUGCUCUCCAGCUCCAGUACCAACCUGCGCUCUCCUUGUGCCUUAGCUUUCUGCAUGAAGAAAUGAAUCCUCACUCCUGCCUGGAUGUGGCAUCUUUUGCUGAAGCCUACGAGAUGGUGCAGCUUCUUGAAGAGGCAGACGAUUUUGUUCUGCGGCAAUUCCAGAAGGUGGCGUGUAUCUCAAAGUUCAAGGACCUGCCAGCCAAACAGCUACAAAAGUACUUGAAUAGUAGCUCGCUCUGUGUUCCAUCUGAGCUUGUUGUGUUCAAAGCAGUGGUUGCAUGGAUCCAAGCAAAACCCGGAGAAAGGAUGAAGCUUGCUAAAGAACUAAUGAAAACUAUCCAAUUUCCCUUGAUGACGUUCAGGGAAUUCAAAGAGGUCGAAUUGCUGAACAUGUGGUCCAAACACAGCCUGGCAGAGCUCUAUAAUGUAGUUUUUGAGGAUUUCUGCUCCAAUCAGAGUCAGUGCCGGAUCUAUAUCCCGAAAGAGACUCUGGUCUUGAUUGGUGGUGAACAGAUCUCUGAAGACCUGGAUAGGCGCAGCGUCAGCAGAGAACUCUGGUUUGUGAAUUCCCUGAGGAACCAUAUAGGGUUAAUAAAGGUCAUGGAGUGGAGAAGGUUGGGAGAGAUGCCAGAGCCAGAGAGGUUCAACCAUGAGGUGGCUGUUCUCAAAGGACAACUAUACGUGUUUGGAGGCAAGAAGUACUACGGCAUCUGGGACACCCUGAGUUCUGUCUACAGGUACGACCCCCUUAAAAACAGUUGGGUGAGCCUGGCGGAAAUGCAGGAAAAGAGAUGCUCUUUCUCUGUGGCUGUGCUGGAUGGAAAGAUAUACGCCAUUGGCGGACACCAUGACCCUGAAUAUAUAGAGAGUGUGGAGCGAUACUGCCCCACUGGAAACUCUUGGAGCUUCACGUGGCCCUUGGAUCUGCCUCUGGGUGGCCACGUAGCAAAAGUUUUACACGGCCGGAUCUUUGUCUCUGGAGGGCUGAGCAACAACUACCAACAACUUGCAUCCAUGUUUCUAUACCACCCAGAGACAGGAAGCACUUAUUUGGCAAACAUGGCUAAACCUCGAGCUCGUCACUGCAUGGAGACCCUGGGUGACCGCCUCUACGUAGCGGGUGGAAUCACCGUGGACGACAACAUGUGCAUUGUGGACCAGCUAGCUUGUGAGGUGUACAAUCCAGAGGCCGACUCCUGGACUGCCUUCGCGUCUCUGCCAGUGCCACAUGUAGGAGCAGGAGGAGCAGUUUUGGAGGGAAAGUUUUACGUGCUGGGUGGAUACAGCCAGGAGGACUACAGUGACACUGGGAUGGUCCACCGGUACGAUCCAACCGCAAAGAGAUGGGAGAACAUGGGCAAAAUGCCCGGGCCGAACAAUGACAUACGAGCAUCUGUGCUGUGUUUGCCACCAGAUGUCCGCUUGUAA